Messenger RNA from Phaeodactylum tricornutum CCAP 1055/1, 3898 nucleotides. RefSeq lists its product with no specific name. Gene Ontology annotation, biological process: nuclear-transcribed mRNA poly(A) tail shortening. The coding region runs from base 281 to 2158 and encodes 625 amino acids. Gene Ontology annotation, molecular function: poly(A)-specific ribonuclease activity. The transcript has a single exon. Lineage: Eukaryota; Bacillariophyta; Bacillariophyceae; Surirellales; Neidiaceae. The record is from RefSeq and is a predicted model, not a curated record. Gene Ontology annotation, cellular component: nucleus; CCR4-NOT complex; cytoplasm.
AAACAAAGCGCGAUUGCAAACAGCAAGCGCCAACGGAAAAGCGCCAGUUGUUGGCUCGACUCCGUUUGGUUUGCACCACUGGAGUAGCUCUCUACAGUCUUUUGGAUUUGUGAGCUCUCCAUUGGUAUAGAAGGUCUGGCAAUUGCAAGGAUCUUCGCCAAUUCAGUUGGGAGACCUUUAGGGCGGCAACAGUCAAACAAGGUCAAGCGCAGCGAUCGACCGCGCGAGGGUUGCUUAUCAGCUGCCUUGAGUGACGCUCCCUACGUACACCGCUUUUAUCAUGAACACGAAAGAAUACCUGUAUUCGUGGCAUCUCUCGCUGCGAGCGGACCGUCCAGUGGAAGGUUGUGGGAUGCGCCCGCACGCCUACAUGUACGGCAAAAAAUUAGACGAACGCGAAGACAAAACGCUGCCUCCGCAUUCCAAAAAAAUGAAAGAGCCACCACCGCAGCACGAAUUCUCCUAUCGAUGGUUCCGCAGUCCUUUGCAUGAGCCUUGUGCCUACGAGAAUUGUCCUCGUCGAACUUCGUUCUCUCCACACGAUUGGUCCAGACAUGCUUUAGGUGGAACGGAAUGCGGAUUGCAGUGUGUAUCGACGCAAAGUUCCUUGUUUCGAUGCACGUUUUGUAAUUCUACUUGCUUUGUGAAUGCUUGGAAGACUCAGUACAGUGUUCCGAAGGAGGCCACUCGGACGGAAACUCAUGGUCGGACCCGUUCACAAUCUUUUGGUAGUAAUGAUGAAGACGUCUUUGACGAUACGGGUAGUGUACGGUCUUCGAAUGGAUCUAGUCCAGCUCUCGACACCCUCAGCUCGCCACCACCAUCGACUCCCCGUGGGUUCCUCAGUGGAUACUCGGCGGGCAAGCAGCUGAACCCCGCCUCUGGUAGCAGUAUGUACCACUCGGAAUACGAUGCUGGUGACGAUUGGGUGGAAUUCAGUCGAGAUCAGCUUUACAUGCCAGGCCCUGAAGAUGUCGGACACAAGCUCAAAAUUGAAGCUGCGGCGUAUUCAACCGAUACCAGUGAACUACUUAUGUCACGUGUUGUCAAAACAGACGUUGUUCUAGGAAGGGCUCCUGACCCACUUAAAAGGCAACUAGUUACCACUAAGGGCGGUGGAGGAGGUGGUCCUCGUUUCCGCGUUAUAACGUACAAUGUUCUCGCCGAGAUUUACGCAACUCAACAGCAGUAUCCUUACUGCGACUUCUGGGCACUUUCAUGGGAUUAUCGAUUCCAAAACAUUCUUCGCGAGAUCAUUGAUGCAUCGCCAGAAGUUGUAUGCUUGCAAGAAAUUCAAGCGGAUCACUACGAGAAUCACGUUUACGUGGCCAUGGCUGACGCGGGAUUUGAAGGCGUCUAUAAGCAAAAGACGAGACAGAGUAUGGGACUUGCUGGAAAAGUCGACGGAUGUGCUUUGUUUUGGAGACGUUCCAAAUUUCAUUUGGUCGAAUCCUACAGCAUUGAGUUCAACGAAGUUGCGCAGAGACAAGCGACUCAAGUGUUAGGCCUCAAUCCACGAAGCGAAGAAGGUGUGGCCUUUUUAAACCGUCUAUCGAAGGAUAACGUGGCACAGCUUGUUGUUCUAGAAUUCAUCCAGCCUAGUCGAUCGAAUCGCGAAAUAUCGCAAGUGUGUAUUGCCAAUACGCAUUUGUAUAGCAACAAGGACUUCCCAGACGUAAAGCUGUGGCAAACAUGGCAACUUUUGCAAGAGCUGGAAUCAUUCAUUAUGAGUCGCGGAACGAAUCUUCCUUUGAUUAUUUGUGGAGACUUCAACUCGACUCCAGAUACAGCCGUCUACGAUCUACUCUCGAGACAGACAGUCCAUCCCGGCCAUCCUGAUGUAAAUGUUACGACUGGCGACGACGUUCCUAACGUUCUCCCUGAUGCGAUGAAUAUUACUCAUUCGUUCCAGCUGGGCAGCGCCUAUCAAACAGUAUUGGGAGAGGAGCCGUGGACGACGAACUUUACUGUCAAUUUUAAGGGCGUUUUAGAUUACAUAUGGUAUUCCGCCCAGAAUUUGCGGCCGCUCUCAGCUGCCCCGAUACCAGAGGAAAAGCAAUUGACAAAGAAUGGGGAAGCUUUACCUUCGACAGAGUACAGUUCAGAUCACAUCAUGCUGAUCUCAGAUAUGCAAAUUAUUGGCAAUGGAGCACGAUAAAGAAAGAUCUAGGAGAGAAUGAAAGGAUGUGUGCUAUUGUGGACCGCCUUCUUUUGUAGUAGCGCUCAAUUUUGUUAUGGUAGAAGUAGAAACUUUGAUGGUGGGACGAGGAAGAAUAAAAUCUGGCAAUAAUGGCAUUACGAUCACUUGGCACUCCCCCCCAAAAGCAUGGCGUAGUCAUGGCCUCCGUCGUUUUCCAAGUGAGUCACCAUCUUUUCAAAAUCUUGGACCCACAUCAUUUGCUCUGGUCCGCGGCCUGAUGGCAUUUUGCGUUUGGAUGCCGCGUCGAACUCAACGGAGCGAAUAGGCUUGCCGUUCAGCAGUACACGAACGACGUGCGAGUGUGAGUCCACCGGUCCCUCUUUGUGCAGCCGCACAAGUUCAAAGACCAAAGAACUUCCGUAUUCCGGCCAAAAGCGCCAGUCGGCACUGGUGUCGUCGGCCAAAAAGUCGGCUCCUAUUCCGUACAAAAGACCGAGGAUUGUGAUGUCGUGACAACUAUAAAUGGUGAAUGGUCGCUUUUCUUCGGUGUUGAGGCUUGGUGCAACCUUCAGCGAUUCCGUAAUCUCUCUCAGUGGCGGUGCGGCGAUUGCGGCCAAAAGGCGCUUAUUCUGGUACCAUUUUCGGAAUCUCCAUGACAAGUGCAUCAAUGUUUGAUGCGAGAGUGAACAUAGCAUUUGUUCAACUGAAACAUCAUGCUCGUAGUCAGAAAACCGGGCCAAGUCCAUUCCGUGUGAUGAUCUGCAGACAAAAUGAUCAGCGGCUUCGACCCAGUUGAUCCCGCUCGGUGCUCGCGAGCUGAAAUCGCUCUUUCGGGGCCUCACUAAACCAGGAAGAAUAUUGGCCAAACGAGCCGCUAGUGGCGCCGCAGCCCCAUCGCGCAGCAUGAAGUCUUCUGAUGAGAUGACUUCAUCAACUAGAUCAGCCAUGAGAUCUGGGUUGCGAUCGAACGCAUUUAACGGGUCUCGGGAGAGCUCUCGGACACGGACUUUGACAAGUUCAUCCUUGCCAAAACUCUUCCCUCGCCAAGCGUGGUUCGGUACGCGAGCUUCUUCAAAUAUGUCGGGAUUUAGCGUCCGUUGCGGGGAGGGCGUAUAACAGUUUGCACCCAGCAUGCCAUCAAGAAAGCUUUGAACUGACAUAAUGGUACGUAGAUAGUUCGUAGAAAACACUUUAACAUCCCAAACGGACAGGAAGUCUUCGGGGUUUUCCCAUCGCCAUUCGCUAAGGUUCGGUGAGUGAUGCCCAUAGUGAUUGUAUCGAUGGAAGAAUCGGUGUCCGUUUUCUUUUAACUGCGACAAUCCCAUCUGCGUUAAAAAACCGAAAGGAUUACGGCCCACAUCAAGAAACUGACCAUGAUUCGUGUUUUGAUGAAUGUCGGGCGGGAAGCACCUUGAGUAUGCUUCAAAGGCUGUGGCAGAAUCAGGUGAUGGCAAACGUGUCAUCCAAUAGGCAGCUUCUUCCUUUCUACGAUGGGAUGGAGAAAGCGGCCUACUUGGUGUUCUAUCUCCAUGUCGGCAAAACAUCCAGACGCCCUCGACGACACCAUCAUUCUUCAAGUAGCGAUGUGGGUCUUCAUCCGCUUUUGACCCAAAUGCGCCGGAUGAGUUGCGUCGAAACCUACCUAUAAGUCGAGAAGAUCGUUUCGACCCUUCCAAGCCACGAAGCGCUGUUGAACCCAACUUCUUGGGUCUCAUUGUGACCCUUAAGGGCAACCUCAAGAAUACGCGGGAGUGCGCA